UCUAAGGGACGACUCUGUUUCACCCCAAGGAUGCACAGGACGGGCUUCCAGCGAAGAUUCUUCUGUGCCUUGGGGCUCUUGUUCUGCUUUGUCGUGCCCAAGGCAGCCCCCAAGCCUCCCGGGGCCCCUCCCAACUGCAGCAACAAGGAGCAACAGGUCACAUUCAGCCACACUUACAGGAUCGAUGUGCCCAAGGCCACCCAGGUCCAAGUGGAGGCUGACCCACCACCCCUCGGAGACCAGGGGACCGCGCUGAUCGACCCCGGGGAGGCCGGCGAGGAGCAGAAUAUCAUUUUCCGGCACAACAUCCGCCUGCAGGCCCCAAAGGCAGACUGCGAAGCGGCGGGCGGCCUGCAGGACUUGCUGGCGCGGGUGAAGAAGCUGGAAGACGAGGUAGCAGAACUCAAGGAAAAAUGCAACCCUCAGAACUGCUGUGGUGGAGCUCAGGGGCUCAGCGGUCACUGCAGCGGCCAUGGGACUUUCAUACCCCAGACUUGCAGCUGCCAGUGCGACGUGGGCUGGAGAGGCCCCGACUGCUCCCUUCCCGGCUGCCCCGGAGCCUGCAGUGGCCACGGGCGCUGCAUGGACGGCCAGUGCGUUUGCGACGAGCCCUACAUCGGGGAGGACUGUGGCUACCUGCCCUGCCCCGAGAACUGCAGCGGGAAUGGCGUGUGCGUGCGAGGCGUCUGCCAGUGCCAUGAGGACUUCAUCUCCGAGGACUGCAGCGAGAGGCGGUGCCCCAACGACUGUAGCGGGCACGGCUUCUGCGACGCCGGAGAAUGCUACUGCGAGGAGGGCUUCACCGGGCUGGACUGCUCUGAGGUUGUUGCUCCACAGAGACUGCAGCUACUCAAGAGCACAGAGGACUCUCUGCUUGUCAACUGGGAUCGGGUGACGGACGUGGACCAUUACCUGCUCAGCUACUAUCCGAUGGGGCUGGAGCACUCCGUGAAGCAGGUCCAAGUCCCCAAAGAUCAGCUCAGCUAUGAGAUCCUGGGCCUGCUCCCCAGCACCGAGUACAUAGUCACUCUACGCAAUGUGAAGAAAGGGCUUUCCAGCACCCCACAGCAUCUUCUGGCCACCACAGACCUGGCCUUGAUUGGCACCGCUUGGGUGACAGAUGAAACAGAGACCUCUCUGGAAGUGGAAUGGGAAAACCCCCCCAUGGAAGUGGAUUACUACAAGCUGAAGUUCAGUCCCCUCCUUGGGCAGGAGGUAGAAGAGGAGGAGGAAGAGGAGAAGGAAGUGACUGUACUCAAGAGCAAUGACCCCAAGAGCAGAUAUGAUCUCACAGGUUUGCAGCCCGGAACGGAGUACAAGAUCACUGUCAUACCCAUGAGAGGCGGGUUAGAGGGGAAAUCCAUGUCCUUGAAUGGCAGGACAGGUAUCGACAGCCCAACUAACUUGGUGACCGAUCGAGUAACUGAGGACACAGCCGUCGUCUCCUGGGACGUGGUCCAGGCCCCCAUAGACAGGUAUGUCGUGCGCUACGCCUCUGCCGAUGGGGAGACCAAGGACGUCCCAGUGGCAAAGGACCAGAGCACCACCACCCUGACAGACCUGAGACCGGGCGCGGAGUACUCUGUCUACGUGUGGGCUGAGAAGGGGACACAGGAGAGCAAGAAAGCCAACACAAAAGCCGAGACAGAUAUUGACAGUCCAGCCAAUGUGGUGACAGAGCGAGUGACUGAGGAUACAGCCAUCAUUUCCUGGGACAAGGUCCAGGCUCCCAUAGACAGAUACAUGUUGCGCUACAUUGCGGCCAGUGGAGAGACCAAGGACGUCCCCGUGGUGAAGGACCAGAGCACCACCACCCUGACAGGACUGAGACCAGGCGUGGAAUACUCCAUCUACGUGUGGGCUGAGAAGGGGACCCACGAGAGCAAGAAAUCCGACACGAAAGCCGAGACAGAAAUCGAUGGCCCUAAAAACCUGGUGACCGAUCGAGUGACCGAAAACACAGUCAUCGUCUCCUGGGACAGAGUCCAGGCCCCCAUAGACAGGUACGUCGUGCGCUACACCUCUGCCGAUGGGGAGUCCAAGGAUGUCCCCGUCGCGAAGGACCAGGUCUCCACCACUCUGACGGGCCUGAGACCAGGCGAGGAGUACUCCGUCUCCGUGUGGGCUGAAAAGGGGACCCAGGAGAGCAAGAAAGCCGACACGAAAGCCAAGACAGAAAUCGAUGGCCCUAAAAACCUGGUGACCGAUCAAGUGACCGAAAACACAGUCAUUGUCUCCUGGGACAGAGUCCAGGCCCCCAUAGAUAGGUACGUCGUGCGCUAUACCUCUGCCGAUGGGGAGUCCAAGGAUGUCCCCGUCGCGAAGGACCAGGUCUCCACCACUCUGACGGGCCUGAGACCAGGCGAGGAGUACUCCGUCUCCAUGUGGGCUGAGAAGGGGACCCAGGAGAGCAAGAAAGCCGACACGAAAGCCGAGACAGAAAUCAAUGGCCCUAAAAGCCUGGUGACCGAUCGAGUGACCGAGAACACAGCCAUCGUCUCCUGGGACAGAGUCCAGGCCCCCAUAGACAGGUACGUCGUGCGCUACACCUCUGCCGAUGGGGAGUCCAAGGAUGUCCCCGUCGCGAAGGACCAGGUCUCCACCACUCUGACGGGCCUGAGACCAGGCGAGGAGUACUCCGUCUCCGUGUGGGCUGAGAAGGGGACCCAGGAGAGCAAGAAAGCUGACACCAAAGCUGAGACAGGAAUCGAUGGCCCUAAAAACCUAGUGACUGAUCGAGUGACCGAGAACACAGCCAUCGUCUCCUGGGACAAGGUCCAGGCCCCCAUAGACAGAUACGUCAUACGCUACAUCUCUGACGAUGGGGAGACCAAGGAUGUCCCAGUGGCAAAGGACCAGAGCACCAUCACCCUGACAGGCCUGAAUCCCGGCGUGGAGUAUUCCAUCUACUUGUGGGCUGAGAAGGGGACCCAGGAGAGCAGGAAAGCUGACACGAAAGCCGAGACAGAAAUCGAUGGCCCUAAAAACCUGGUGACUGAUCGAGUAACUGAGGACACAGCCAUCGUCUCCUGGGACAGGGUCCAGGCCCCCAUAGACAGGUACAUCGUGCGCUACACCUCUGCCGACGGGGAGACCACAGAGGUCCCUGUGGCGAAGGACCAGAGCACCACCACCUUGACAGGCCUGAGACCAGGCGCGGAGUACUCCAUCUAUGUGUGGGCUGAGAAGGGGACCCAGGAGAGCAAAAAGGCCAACACAAAAGCCGAGACAGAAAUCGACAGCCCUAAAAACCUGGUGACUGAUCGAGUGACUGAGGAUGCAGCCGUCGUCUCCUGGGACAGGGUCGAGGCCCCCAUAGACAGGUACAUCGUGCGCUACACCUCUGCCGAUGGGGAGACCAAGGAGGUCCCUGUGAUGAAGGACCAGACCACCACCACCCUGACAGGCCUGAGACCAGGCGUGGAGUACUCCGUCUACGUUUGGGCUGAGAAGGGGACCCAGGAGAGCAAAAAAGCUGACACGAAAACCGAGACAGAAAUCGAUAGCCCUAAAAAUGUGGUGACUGAUCGAGUGACCGAGAACACAGCCAUCGUCUCCUGGGACAGGGUCCAGGCCCCCAUAGACAGGUACAUCGUGCGCUACACCUCUGCUGAUGGAGAGACCAACGAGGUCCCCGUGGCAAAGGACCAGAGCACCAUCACCCUGACGGGCCUGAGACCGGGCAUGGAGUACUCUGUCUACGUGUGGGCUGAGAAGGGGACCAAAGAGAGCAAAAAAGCCGACACGAAAGCCGAGACAGAGAUUGACAGCCCCACAAAUCUAGUGACCAACAGAGUGACCGAGGAUUCAGCCGUCAUCUCCUGGGACGGGGUCCAGGCUCCCAUAGACAGGUACCUGGUGCGUUACACCUCUGCCGAUGGAGAGACCAAGGUGAUACCCGUGGGGAAGGACAAGAAAACCACCACCCUGACGGGCCUGAGGCCAGGGAUGGAGUACUCCGUCUACGUCUGGGCUGAGAAGGGGAGCCGGGAGAGCAAGACAGCUGACACGAAAGCUCUGACAGACAUCGAUCCUCCCAAGAACCUCCGGGUGUCUGAUGUUACCCAGUCUGGGGGUGUGGUGACCUGGAAGCCGCCUUCUGCUCAGAUCGACGGCUACAUUCUGACCUACCAAGCCCCAGAUGGCACCAGCAAGGAGGUACAGCUGGGAUCCUUGGACCAAAGGUUCACGCUGGAAAGUCUGGAACAUGGUGCCAGUUAUACCAUCUCUCUAGUGGCUUUUAAAGGUGCUCGACAGAGCAGGAGAGUAUUCACCACCUUAUCAACAGUGGGUGUCAAGUUCCCUCACCCUUCAGACUGCAGCCAAGUCCAGCAAAACGGCAACGUAGCCAGUGGCAUGUACACCAUCUAUUUGCACGGUGAUGCAAGCAGGCCCUUGGAGGUGUACUGCGACAUGGACACUGAUGGAGGAGGAUGGAUUGUAUUCCAGAGGCGAAACACUGGACAGCUGGAUUUCUUCAAGCGCUGGAGAACCUAUGUGGAAGGCUUUGGAGAUCCUACAGGAGAGUUCUGGCUCGGACUUGAAAAACUGCACAAUCUUACCAGUGGCACCCCCAUUCGUUAUGAGGUCCGGGUGGACUUGAAGACCUCCAAUGAGUCCGCCUACGCUGUCUACGAUUUCUUCCAAGUAGCCUCUAGCAAGGACAGGUACAAGCUGUCGGUGGGAAAAUACAGAGGCACGGCAGGCGACGCUCUGACCUACCACAAUGGCUGGAAGUUCACCACCUUCGACAGGGACAACGAUAUAGCCCUCAGCAACUGCGCCCUGACACACCACGGUGGCUGGUGGUACAAGAACUGCCAUCUGGCGAACCCCAACGGCAAAUACGGAGAAACCAAGCACAGUGAGGGGGUGAACUGGGAGCCCUGGAAAGGGCACGAAUUCUCCAUCCCGAACGUGGAGUUGAAGAUCCGCCCCCAAAACUUCAGCAGCGAGCACGUCCUGGGGAGGAAGAAGAGGACUCUGGCGGGGAAGAGGAAAAUCACCAGAAGGCGCAACUGACCAGGCCCCAGAGUGAGACAAGAACAACAGGGGCUGCGAGGGUAAAUUCCAGAGGAACCAGGAAUAUCUAUUUCUGAAAGCCGUGAAG
Tachyglossus aculeatus (Australian echidna) is the source of this 5110-nucleotide messenger RNA. It is a transcript of the gene TNN, whose product is annotated as tenascin N. Gene Ontology annotation, molecular function: protein binding. The transcript has 23 exons. Lineage: Eukaryota; Metazoa; Chordata; Mammalia; Monotremata; Tachyglossidae. The annotation marks the transcript as partial. The record is from RefSeq and is a predicted model, not a curated record.